Molecule: messenger RNA, 1155 nt
Organism: Naumovozyma castellii
Lineage: Eukaryota; Fungi; Ascomycota; Saccharomycetes; Saccharomycetales; Saccharomycetaceae
Exons: 1
Coding region: 1-1155 (384 amino acids)
Source: RefSeq, a predicted model, not a curated record
AUGCCAUACCAAGAAGAUUUCGGCGUUGAACAAUUUAUGGACAAAUAUGAAGAGGGAAUCCAACAUAACUUGGGUGAAACUUGUUGCUUUUCGAUCAGUUUAGGAGAAUUAGCUAAGUUAUCUGGAAAUACCUUCGAACUGGAUCAAGAUCUUCAAUUAACAUAUGGAUCAAUCAAGGGUUCAGAUAAAUUGAGGUCUUUGAUUGCCUCAAUGUAUGGUCCUGAGUUUAAUAAGGAUAAUGUCCUAGUAACUAAUGGUGCUAUUGCUGCUAAUUUCUUAAUUUAUUAUACGUUGGUUGGUCCUGGGGAUCAUGUUAUAUGUGUUGACCCCACCUAUGCUCAAUUAUAUAGUGUUCCGAAAAUGUUUGGUGCUGAAGUGAGCUUGUUAAAGUUGCAGAAGGAAGAUGGGUUUAUACCAAAUAUAGAAACUUUGAAGAAAAUGAUUAAAUCUAACACAAAAUUAAUCAUUAUCAAUAAUCCAAAUAAUCCAUUGGGGAGUGCAAUUUCCACCGAGACAUUGAAUGAUAUUUGCCAACUAUGCGAGGAAAACAAUAUUUAUUUACAUUGUGAUGAAGUCUAUAAGCCAAUUUUUCACUCCAUGCCUGAGGGUAAAAGCGUGCCAUUGAGUGGAUGCCAAUUGUAUGACAAGGCUAUUACUACUGGAUCCAUGUCGAAGGCUUUCUCCUGUGCCGGUUUACGUUUAGGUUGGUUGAUCUCAAAGGAUACACAAAUGUUAAGGGAUGCAGCCUCUAGAAGGGAUUAUAAUACUAUAUCAGUGGGGAUGGUCGACGAUAAAAUUGCCCAAUAUGUCCUUGAAAAUCGUGAACCUCUUUUAAAACGUAAUUUCGAAUUAUGUUUAGACAACUUACAACUACUAAACUCUUUCAUUCAGGAAAGUCAGGGGAGAUUUGAAUACGUAUGUAAGCCUGAAGCUGGUACUGUUUGUUUAUUGAAAUUAAAUGGUAUAUCCGACUCCAUGGCUUUUGGUAAAUUUAUUGCGGAGGAAUAUAAGAUCUUGGCAGUUCCUGGAGAAGCCUUUGGAAUUCCAGGAACCUUAAGAAUCGGAUACGGUAAUAGUAAGAAAGAUCUUCUCGAAGGUUUGCCCCUCUUACAAAAAGCAUACGAUGUUUGGUUAGGUAAGAAAACAAACAAUUAA